UGAUAGCUGUUGGAGCGUCCACCUUCGUCAGCUGGCUCACACACUACUGGUCAACAUGGCUGCUGGGAAGGGUACUCUGCAGAGUUCUUCAGCUGAAAACACAUGGAGGCUUAGUGAGGCUGACCAGGGCUGGGGCUGCAAGCCAGCACUGCCGGAGAAAACAAACAACUUGGGCUCUGAGGCUGCCGUGGGUGGUGGUGGCCAGGAGACCUCUGCUGAGGUGGCGCUGUUGGCAACCCCAGGCAAACUCAGACCGGGAAAGCCAGUGGUCCAGAAGGUGUGCUGGGAACAGGGGCAGAGUGCCUUCACAGAGGUGCCUCGACUCAAGAAGAGGCUGGAGGGUGCUCAGGCCUUGGAGAGGGAACAAGAUAACCCCACAGGCCAGCCUGGUCCCCAGAAGCUGACCCAGGACAUCCCCAGGGACCCAGCUGGCAGCAAAACCUCUGCGUGGCCCAUUGGAGCCCGAGGGGAGCAGAGAAGCGCCUUCAGCAAACCAGCCAGGUGUCCAGCAGGGAGACCUGGGCCAACCUCCGUCUUCCAGGCAAGUGGACCUGCAGAUGCCCUUGGGGAGCUGUUGGGACUCAUCAACACGGCAGACAUCCCUUGUUGGGGUCAGCUUUCAAGUUCUAAGUUUCUGGUGGGUGAUUUCUGGAACCUGCAAAUGUUGCCACAAAAUGCUCCUCUCUGCAGUGCUUUCCUGGGGGCCCCCACACUGUGGCUAAAGCAUGCCACAGCCCAGAUGUCCAUACCAUCAUCGUCCUCUUCCACUGCCUCUUGGGCCCUGCUGCCUCCCACACUCACCUCCCUGGGCCUGUCCACCCAGAAUUGGUGUGCAAAGUGCAACCUCUCCUUUCGCCUGACCUCCGACCUGGUCUUCCACAUGCGGUCUCACCACAAAAAGGAACAUGUGGGGCCUGACUUACAUUCUAAGAAGUUGAGAGAAGAGGCCCUCACGUGUCCCAUUUGCCAUGAGUAUUUCCGGGAGCGCCACCAUCUGUCCAGGCACAUGACUUCUCACAGUUAGCAGGUGGCCGUGGAAAAAACUAUGGGUGCAGCUUCCAGCAUUUGGCAGUGGGGCAGAGAUGGCUCACUGGUGCUUCCUUUGAAAAGGCUUGUUAUAGUUGUCUGCAGGGGUGUCUACAUUGGAGUUCAUAGAUGAACUUGGUCAGCAUU
Hyaena hyaena (striped hyena) is the source of this 1173-nucleotide messenger RNA. It is a transcript of the gene ZNF488, whose product is annotated as zinc finger protein 488. Bases 56 to 1024 code for a protein of 322 amino acids. Gene Ontology annotation, biological process: regulation of DNA-templated transcription. NCBI's taxonomy places the organism in Eukaryota, Metazoa, Chordata, Mammalia, Carnivora, Hyaenidae. The transcript has a single exon. Gene Ontology annotation, cellular component: nucleus. The record is from RefSeq and is a predicted model, not a curated record.